Molecule: messenger RNA, 5334 nt
Organism: Lingula anatina
Lineage: Eukaryota; Metazoa; Brachiopoda; Lingulata; Lingulida; Lingulidae
Product: CD109 antigen
Cellular component (GO): extracellular region
Molecular function (GO): endopeptidase inhibitor activity
Source: RefSeq, a predicted model, not a curated record
GUCAGCCUGAAAGGUUCCAGCACUGCAAGGGCUGUGAAAUCUCCAAAUCCAUUUGAAACCAGGAGUGGCCAGCAAAUGCAGAUAACCUUGAAAGAUGUUGACAGUGUUUCACAGGCAGGAGGAAACAUAGUGUUUCAGUUAAGGUCAACGUCAUCUCUCUCCAAGGUGUCCUACCAGAUCAUCUCCAGGGGAACCAUACACUCAGUGGGUGAACAGGUGUUUGCCAGUGCUGCUACCAGGCAAGAGUUCACCAUCACGGCCGAUAGCAAUAUGGCACCCAAAGCUAGAAUUCUGGUCUAUUUCCUCACUGCUGAUGGUGAAAUGAUUGUUGACAGUGUUGAUUUUACUGUAGAGGGAGCUUUUAGAAAUGAUGUGUCUGUGCGUUUUACCAACCCAUCAAACACAGAAAUUACGCAAUCCGAAUUGGGUAAGGAUGUGACCUUUGAAGUGACUGCCGCUGCUGGGUCAUUUGUAGGAUGUCUUGCUGUGGACCAGAGUGUGUUGCUGCUAAAAUCAGGGAAUGAUAUCACACAGGCCGAGGUCUUGGCAGAACUGGAGGAGUACGAUGUAAAGGACACAAGUGGAGGGUUUAACCCCUGCUUAAGAGGCGAACCGUGUAUUAUGGCCAAGAGAAAGAAGAGGUCAUUUUGGUGGCCCUAUCCCAUUGGUGGAAAUAAUGCUUUUGAUUUGCUGAAGGAAGCAGGCAUGCUGGUAAUGACAGAUGCUUAUUUAAAAAAGGACCUAGUAUUGUACCCCAUCUUAGAGGAACGGCCUAUAGCAGGGAUUGGCGGUGGUAUAAUGGAUGGAGCUUUGGCCCCUGCUGAAGAUUCUUCUGAAUCUGGUCGUUUAGCUGCUGUAACAACCGUCCGUAAAGCAUUCCCCGAGUCCUGGCUGUGGAGUGAGAUGAUGGCAGGGUCUGAUGGGAGAGUAUCAUUUGAGACCAAGGUGCCAGAUACCAUUACUUCCUGGGUGGCAAGUGCCUUUGCCGUCAGUGACACAAUGGGACUGGGUGUGGGUUCCACCCCUGCUAAGCUGCGUGCAUUUAAACCGUUCUUUGUGACCGUUAACCUGCCGUAUUCAGUGGUAAGAGGAGAACAGUUGGAACUGAAGGCUAUAGUGUUCAACUACAUGGGAGUGGACCAAACUGUGACAGUUACUCUAAAAAGAUCCACAGCUUUUAAGGUUCAAGGAAAGGAAGAAUCAAGCAACAAGAUUGAUUCAGGCCUUGCCUUUGCUGAAGUCAAGAAUGUCAUAAAAGUACCAGCAGGUGGAGGCACUUCCACCUCCUUCUGGAUAGUUCCUCAGGACCUAGGUGGGGUCAAGGUCGAGGUGCAUGCCCAGUCCACCUCUGCAGCAGACGGGAUGGAGAAAAUGUUGCUUGUGAAGCCUGAGGGUAAACUCCAAGAAGUUGCACAAUCAUUCUUAGUGAACGUGACAUCAUCGACUCCAUUUCAACAAACCCUUCAGCUGCCUAUCGCAAAUGCCAGCACCCUCGUCCCUGGGUCAGAGUACAUCACUGUGUCAGCCAUUGGUGAUAUAAUGGGGUCUACCCUGGAUGGUCUGGAGAGGCUGGUGAGACAACCCACUGGCUGCGGGGAGCAGAACAUGCUGGGGCUGGUGCCCAACAUUGUGGUGAGAAAAUACCUGGAAGGUGUCAACAAACUGUCUGAUGACAUCCGUGCAAAGACGACCAAAUUCAUGAAAUUGGGAUAUGAGAGAGAGCUAAACUAUCAACAUGAUGAUGGGUCAUUUAGUGCAUUUGGGAAUAAUGAUAACAGCGGGAGCAUGUGGUUGACUGCAUUUGUGAUGAAAUCAUUCCACCAGCUGAAGAUGCUGAAUGACCCAGAAGUGUUUAUUGACCCAGCCAUUAUCAACAACGCUACAAGCUGGAUUUUGAAGAAACAAAGCAAAGAUGGUUCUUUUCCAGAGCCAGGAAAUGUUAUUCACAAGGAUAUGCAGGGUAAAGCAGGCAGUGGGACUUCCCUGACAGCUUAUGUGGCCUCUGCUUUAGCUGAAGCUCAGGCCUCAGUCUCUUCUUCGGACAGCGCCACCAGCUUGGCAGAUGCAAUGAGGUUCUUGGAGACCGAAUUAUCAUCCAUCACUGACCCAUAUAUUCUGUCCAUUAUGGCAUAUGCUUUUAUCAAAGCAGGCAAACAAUCCCUGGCUGACCAGACUUUGGCCAAACUGGAACCCAUGGCAACAGAAAAAGACGGAAUGAAGUUUUGGGAAGAUCAAAGUGACCCAAUGCCUGUGAGUGGCUCCCGUUUCUAUCACCAUCAGGCCAAGUCAUCGUCCAUUGAGAUGACAUCAUACGUCCUGUUGACGUAUUUGGCAAAGAGAGAUCUUAUCACUGGUGUACCCAUGAUGAAGUGGUUGACAUCUCAGAGAAAUGGGCAUGGAGGCUUCAGAUCCACUCAGGACACAGUUAUGGGUCUUACUGCCCUGGCGGAAUUUGCAGCUCUGUCCGGCAAUACUAAUAAAAACUUGCAGAUCACUGUUACCACUGAUCAGGACGUUGAAAGCUCUUUCACCCCAAUUACUGACCAGAAUGAUCUUGUGUUGCAAAAAAUACAGCUGGAGAAGAGCACAAGAGAAGUGACCAUAAGAGUGACCGGCACUGGUGUCGGCUUGAUUCAGGUGUCCUCCAUAUUUAAUGUAAAGGCAGGAGGAUAUAAGAAAGCCAAUUACAUCAAGACAUUCCCCGAAACUGGAGACUCUGGCAGCUCCAGUGAAAACAAUGGAAUUGCACUGAGAGUGAGUGUUCAAGAGUCCGAGGACAAGAAUAGCAUGGAAGCCCAAGUCUGUGGAAGGUGGACUGGUGUUGACAGAAGUGGCAUGGUUACCCUGGAGUAUGGGGUUGUCUCAGGGUAUGCAGCUGAUGCUGACCAACUUCGUAAGCAAGAUGGGAUUAAGAAAGUGGAGACUGAGGAUCAGAAACUCGUUGCAUAUUUUGAUGAGUUACCCACUGAUGAAAAAUGUUGGAUGGUCAAGGCUCAGAGGGUGGCAGCAGUGACCAAUGUCCAGGAGGCCCCCAUCACACUGUCAGCUUACUAUCAAAAUGAUGUGGAGACCACUGUGUUCUACCAGCCACAAGCUCAGAAAACCAUGUGUGAGGUAUGUCCAGAAUGUGUUGGUUGUACUAACACUGCUGGGCAGGGAGGAGGGAACAAAACAAGUGGGAGCAGUGCUGCCACCUAUGGAAUUGUUACUAUUGUCUUGGCAACACUUACAGCCAUUAUGUUUUAGCAGAUGUAUGAAGUGACUGGGAAAUAGACAUUCUUAAAAGAAGAAAAAGGAGCAUAAGUUUUACAUUUUACAGUGAAAAUAUUGAGAUAUUUAGAUAUUGAAUAAAAAGAUCAAUGGAAGGAAAGACCUUGCGGAAUUUUCAUUAGAAACCAUGAGACAAAUAAUUAUUGAGUCCCAGAUUAUUUUUCUUGUAGUAAAAAAAAAAAACAUCUUUAUGAAUCCAUUUUUAGCUAAUAAAAGGGAAACUGAAAUCCAGCACUGUUAUAUGGAUGCAGCCAUUUAAAGAAGUAGCAUAAUAGCAUCCAUAUUUUACAGUAUAUGGUUCUAAUUAUUUCUUCAACAUGCUUUAUAUCUGAAAAUAAAAAUUAAAGAUUUUAUUUUAACAUAUUUUUAUAAUGAAUAAUAGGAUUUUAUGAUCAUUUUUAUCACCAUGGAUUCUAAAAUAUUUUUAUAUGAUGAAAACCCCACUUUGUAAUGCUGUUAGCAUGUUUAUUUUGUAAUCUUGAUGUUUUGCAAGAUCAGUUGAAACGUAAAUUAUCAAGUUAUUUAAACGGAGGUGUUUUUAUAUUAGAUAGGAAACGUACAAAGCAUUGUGUGAAAAUUGAGCUUUUGCAGCUUAUCCAUUGCAGGCACAUAUUAAGUUUUUUCAUUCACGAGUUAGAAAGUGGCAUUUUUCACUCCUUUUCUGUGAAAAUCACAGUAUGACACCAUCAAUUUUUCUCUCAAGUGAGCAAAAGAAAAAUAAUUGAUAUAUGGAAUUCGACCAAGAACUUUGAAGUGGUUAGUAAAAAGUAAUAAGUGGUUGAAUUAAGGUUUUGAAUAAUUGUAAUAGAGUUUACCUGGAAGGCAGAAAGGGAGUUUGUGGUUUGAGAUUAAAGAAUGACGUACUUUCUGUACCUUUGGUUGUGGUAAGAUGUUCUAGAAUGGCCUUGAGGUUGACACUUUGCUUUAUGUCAAAGCACCACAUAAAGGUCACAAAACAAAAUAAGUUGUACUUAAUAAGCUAAGAGACAUGCAUAUCAAAACCUCAUUCUGUUCUAUAGCAGUAUGCCACGUAAUCUUGUGAUGUGGCCAUAAUGUAGUUUUUUUUUUUUUUUUUUUUUUUUUUUUUUUUUUUUUUUUUUGUAAAUGCUAAUAUUCUUUAACUUAGUAUUUACAAUAUGUGUUAUCGUUUGGUGUAUAAGAUAAGUCUGAGUUGUUGAAAAAAAUUCCAAUGUCAGUCCAAUUUUUAAACAAGUUGGUUUCUUGUAUAUUUAGGGCUUAUUUUAAAAGAAUAAGACAGCAAAGGCAUGUCCAAAGUUUACCCCCAGUCAUGUGUGGGGGUAUUUUUUCCUCCAUCUCAUCAUUGUUUUUGAGACUGUUGGAUUUUAAUGUAACAAGAAUUGAGUUGUUCCAGGUGUAACAUUCAAGGUAAAAAUCCUAGAAUUAUAAGUUUUUUUUUACCUCAAAGGCUGUAAUAAUUUUCCUUUUGUUUUUACGGUAAAUGCAGGUAUGCUUUGCAUCUCUCUGUGUUACAUAAAUUGUGUCAUACAUAAUCAUUCAUAUUUUUAUAUAAUGGCUUUUAUCCUGAAGCUUUCGUAAGGGUAAUGGAGACUACUUGUAUUCUAUAUUAUAUACUUUUUAUCUAAUGCAUGAUUUGUCAUAAAAUAGCUUUGUUUAUUUUUUCGUGUAUCUUUUUCUGUUUUCAAGACGGGUACAUUGUAAUAAGAAUAUUCAUUUUUCUGAGAUAAAAUUUUGACGUAGGUGGUGCACAUAUCUAGAAAAUCGUGGUGCAAGUUUUAACGAACAUAAAUACUUUAAAGUAAAAAAAAAUAUUUUCAUGUGUCUAAGACUUUGAUUUGAUUGGUAAAAUACAGUACAAAUGUUUACCUUUGAGCCAAGCUUAAAAAGUGAAUUUAACGGCUAUUCAUCAUGGCAGUACAAUCUUAUUAUAAUUAACAGUUAGAAAGAAGUUUUUAUCAGCAUUGUUAUACCAUCGGUGAACUGUUCUAAUGCAGUACAACACACCAGUUUGUGAUAAAAGUGUUCAUCUAACACAUACCGUUGCAAUACGUCUUAUCUGUGCUUUGAUAAAUUUAUUUAUCGCAA